UGCACGAUGCGCAACUAGGUUUGACAGAUCUAAAGCAUGGUUAACUCUUCUACUCCCACCGACCCAUAGACUAGAGAUCCUACUUUGCGAGGUGACGCCAGUCAUCUGACAGGUUGCGCAAUAUGUGUUUCCACUGGCGCAACGGAUCUUCAACAAGCACGACAUCUGGUAGUAACACUGCAUAUAAGGCGGUUUACGUGGAAAGGAAGGUUUCUUAGCUCCCUAGCAGCACUUACAAUGGCCCCUAUAGCAGCAGCCGACAUCACUCCCCGCCAAUCGGCUGCGAGUAAUGAAAAGCUCUUCAAUCCCUUCUACUCUCCCGCUAUCAGCGACGAUGGUGAUACUUCUUACAAGUUCGCUCAGUUCAAGCCUUCUUUCCCGGAUGUUUCCUGGGAACCAUUGCCUGAAUUCGAAGUCACGGAACGUGGGAAAUUUGCAGAUCCCGAAAAGAGGCUCUUGUUAGGCGCUGCUCACAAAGUUAAACAUCUCACACCAGCCAUCGGGACCGAAAUUCUGGGAAUCGAUCUUCGACAAUUAUCAGAUGCGCAGAAGGAUGAAUUGGCCCUACUUGCAGGCGAAAGGGGUGUUUUAGUCUUUCGUGAUCAAGACAUUGACAUCUACGGCCAGCUUGACAUUGCUCGUCAUUACGGACCCCUCCACAAGCACGCAACAACCCCCAUCCCAAAGAACGGAUUGGAAGAAGUCCAUGUUGUCUACAACGACGCAUCCCGUCGGCCCGACCCGUCCGCAUUUUCGAAGCUAGAAUUAUGGCAUUCAGAUGUCAGCUAUGAGGUCCAGCCGCCAAGUACAACGUCAUUAAAGGUCAUCACUGGUCCCGAGUUUGGUGGGGAUACCCUGUUCUCAUCGGGCUAUGCAUUGUACUCCUCGCUCUCCCCCGGGUUUCAGAAAUAUUUAGAAGGUUUGGAAGCCGUUCAUAGCGGCGUUGCGCAAGCAGAAGGUGCGCGUGCAGCAGGGUUACCCGUGCGUCGGAAGGAAAUCGAAAGCGUUCACCCUGUCGUCCGAGUACAUCCGGCAACAGGGUGGAAGAGCGUCUACGUCAAUCCCGGUAAGCUUAUCUCAUGUUUGCGAUGCACGUUAAACUUGAUUGCUGUUCCCUCAGGUUUCACCAGGCGCAUCGUAGGCGUGUCCAAGGCGGAAUCAGAUGCUAUUCUGGCAUUCCUCUUCCACCAGAUUAGCGACAACCCGGACCAUCAAGUCAGAAUCAAGUGGGAACCCGGAUCUAUCGUUUUCUGGGAUAACAGGAUCGUGACCCAUUCCGCAACAUUUGACUUUUGGCCCGAGACAAGGCACGCUCUACGAGCUACUCCCCACGGAGAAAAGCCGACAUCAGUCGAAGAAUACGAACGAACGACGGGAAAAGUAGCGAAAGACCGACAACUUGAGAUUUGGAAACAAAAGGGGUUGAAGGUCGAUGGUCCUUCCAAAAUCAUUGGGAAACCACGAGGCUACAACGAUUAAUGUAAUAGUAAGAGUUCGUAUGUUGUAUCCU
Desarmillaria tabescens is the source of this 1510-nucleotide messenger RNA. RefSeq names its product alpha-ketoglutarate-dependent sulfonate dioxygenase. The record is from RefSeq and is a predicted model, not a curated record. Lineage: Eukaryota; Fungi; Basidiomycota; Agaricomycetes; Agaricales; Physalacriaceae. Gene Ontology annotation, molecular function: 2-oxoglutarate-dependent dioxygenase activity. The transcript is spliced from 9 exons. Gene Ontology annotation, cellular component: cytoplasm. Bases 238 to 1479 code for a protein of 413 amino acids.